Molecule: messenger RNA, 873 nt
Organism: Acanthocheilonema viteae
Lineage: Eukaryota; Metazoa; Nematoda; Chromadorea; Rhabditida; Onchocercidae
Source: the annotation of a GenBank genome assembly
AUGGAUGAGACGUCAGUUGUGGAGCAUCUCUCCUAUGGAAAAGAUGAAUUUCAAAUUACAGAUGAUGUAAUUCAGGAGGAUAAUUUAAAAAUAGAAUCUAAUGUUACAGCUACUGUUGUCGAUCCAUUUAAUCAACAUGAUUGUUCAACAGAUUUACAAAUACAGCCAGUGAGACUCAGUACCGAUUAUCCGAUGAAACCUGAAAGGAGAACUUCUCUCAAUAGCUACAAUGGAAAUACAACAGAAGCACUUAAAGAAAAUGCCAUUCUUGACUUAGAGCAAAAAUGUUACGAUGAUAAUGGUCUUUCUGGGAACGAGAAUAUCCCGAAAACGCACUCUCCUGAUCAGGAAUCGCUUCAUUCUGAUCAUCAACCGGAAGAAACAUACGAUAUUCGAGAGGAGUUGCAAGAUGAUAUCGAUACAAGAAUUCAUGAAUUGCAUGAUAACAAAAUGUCAAAUGACGUGCAGUAUAAUUCAUUGGUAAAUGAAACCGAUGGUUUUGAAUCAAUCAGUAACAAUAAUGAUUCACUCAUAACAGAAACGAAUGAAAGUAAUUUGAAGAAUGAGAAUGUGCUAGAAAAAGCGCAAUUAUUGGAAAAUUCAGUAAAAAAAUCGGAUGAUACCAUGAAAAUUUCAGAUAAACUAGAAGCAUUCAAUAGAAAUAAUGAAAUAUCGAAUAGUCCCAUGAAAAUUUCACGAUCGAAAAUUGAGGAGACUGAAAUGCCAACAAAAGGAGUUGUGUCCAAUUUGAAAUCAUUAUUUGAAAGUAACGCUAUUCACAACAAUCAUGAUACCUGCAAAAGUGCCAGCUAUAAACUUGAGUAUGGAGUUGGUCGAUCGUCAGGCACUUUGAACAAAGGCGUUUUUCACUAA